Molecule: messenger RNA, 2338 nt
Organism: Pseudogymnoascus verrucosus
Lineage: Eukaryota; Fungi; Ascomycota; Leotiomycetes; Thelebolales; Thelebolaceae
Exons: 2
Coding region: 158-2338 (726 amino acids)
Biological process (GO): cellular response to hydrogen peroxide; hydrogen peroxide catabolic process
Cellular component (GO): cytosol
Molecular function (GO): catalase activity; heme binding
Source: RefSeq, a predicted model, not a curated record
GGCUUUUCGUGGCUUUACUAAUACAUCAUAAAGUAUUCGUUCGUUAGAUGUAUGACGUAUAGGUACUCUUAAAGAGAGUCUCCUGCCCGUGUUCCCUACUCCUGCUCUCCCCAUUUUCCAUCUCCACAUCCGACAACAUACUGAACCAACUGCAACCAUGAGCGAGUGCCCGGUUCACCCUAUCAUGAAGGCCAACAUCGGCGGUGGCGGCACCCAGACCCGCGACUGGUGGCCCGAUGAAUUGAAGCUGAAUAUACUACGACAGCACACGGCGGUGACGAAUCCGUUGAACCCGGACUUUGAUUAUGCGGCGGCAUUCAAGAGCCUAGACUACGAGGCCCUGAAGAAUGACCUGCACGCCCUCAUGACGGAUUCGCAGGACUGGUGGCCUGCCGACUUUGGCCACUACGGCGGUCUCUUCAUCCGCAUGGCCUGGCACAGCGCUGGCACGUACCGCGUCUUCGAUGGUCGUGGCGGUGGCGGGCAGGGCCAGCAACGUUUCGCUCCCCUCAACAGCUGGCCAGACAACGUGAGCCUCGACAAGGCACGCCGCCUGCUCUGGCCCAUCAAGCAAAAGUACGGCAAUAAGAUCUCCUGGGCCGAUCUGUUGCUGCUCACCGGCAAUGUGGCGCUCGAAUCCAUGGGCCUCAAGACCUUUGGCUUUGCGGGGGGCCGUCCCGAUACCUGGGAGGCGGAUGAGUCGGCGUACUGGGGUGGCGAGACGACGUGGCUGGGCAACGAUGUUCGCUAUUCAGGCAAUACCGACAUCUCUUCGCGCGACCUGGAAGACCCGCUAGCUGCGGUCCACAUGGGCCUGAUCUACGUGAAUCCCGAAGGUCCCGAUGGCAACCCUGAUCCCGUCGCCGCUGCCCGCGACAUCCGCACCACCUUUGGCCGCAUGGCCAUGAACGACGAGGAGACAGUCGCACUGAUCGUCGGCGGUCACACCUUUGGCAAGACGCAUGGAGCCGCUUCCGCUGAUCACAUUGGCCGAGAGCCUGAGGCAGCCGGCAUUGAGCAGCAGGGCCUGGGCUGGAGCAACAGCCACGCUUCCGGGAAGGGUCCCCACACCAUCACCAGCGGCCUGGAAGUGAUCUGGACCAAGACCCCAACUAGGUGGAACAACGACUUCCUCGAGUACCUCUUCAAGUACGAGUGGGAGCUGAUCAAGAGCCCGGCUGGUGCAAAUCAGUGGACGGCCAAGAAUGCCCCGGCCAUCAUCCCCGAUGCCUACGAUGCCGACAAGAAGCACCCCCCGCGAAUGCUGACCACCGACCUCGCGCUGCGCCGGGACCCUGCAUACGAGAAGAUCUCGCGCCACUUCCUUGAGCAUCCAGAUCAGCUCGCUAGCGCCUUCUCCCGCGCCUGGUUCAAGCUGCUGCACCGCGACAUGGGCCCGCGGUCCCGCUGGCUCGGCCCAGAGAUACCUGCCGAAAACCUGGACUGGGAGGAUCCCCUUCCAGCAGCAGAUCAGGCAGUGAUCGACGACAAGGACGUUGCCGCCCUGAAGAGAGAGAUCCUGGCAUCCGGUGUCGACGCUGCCAAGUUCGUGUCUGCCGCCUGGGCAUCGGCUGCCACCUUCCGCGGCAGCGACAAGCGUGGCGGUGCCAACGGUGCCCGCAUCCGCCUUGCCCCGCAGAAGGACUGGGAGAUCAACAACCCAGCGCAGCUGAGCGAGGUGCUCAGCGUACUAACCCGCGUCCAACAAAACUUCAACAACGCAUCCCAGAAGAAGGUAUCGAUAGCCGACCUCAUCGUCCUAGCAGGAUCCGCCGCCGUAGAGAAGGCCGCAGGCGUCCCUGUUCCCUUCACUGCCGGCCGCGUGGACGCCUCACAGGAUCAGACCGACAUCCCGUCCUUCCGAUAUCUCGAACCCAUCGCUGAUGGGUUCCGCAACUAUGGGAAAUCGACCGACCGGGUGCGCAUCGAGCAGUUCCUCGUCGACAAGGCGAACCUGCUGACGCUUUCCGGUCCGGAGAUGACGGUCCUCGUGGGCGGUCUUCGUGUUCUAGGUGCCAACUACAAUGGAACUGCCUAUGGCGUGUUCACUCAACGCCCGGGUCAGCUGACGAAUGAUUUUUUCGUCAACCUGCUAGAUACAAACACGUCUUGGAAGGCAAGUGGCACUGAUAGUGAGAUCUACGAGGGUGUUGAACGCAAGACUGGGGCGACAAAAUGGACCGCCACCCGCGCUGAUCUAGUGUUCGGCUCUCAUGCCGAGUUGCGCGCCAUCGCUGAGGUUUACGGCAGCGUGGAUGGACAGGAGAAGUUUGUCAAGGAUUUUGUAGCUGCCUGGGUCAAAGUGAUGAACCUGGACCGAUUUGAUUUGAUUUAUUAG